UUCUCUAAAUGGGAAAAGCGAAAAAAAGAAAAUUCGAUUUAUACGAGAUAGAGACAGAAUUGGUGGGAGAAGCGAGGGAACAGAGAGGAACUGCCGAUUCCUCGCUGUUUGAUUUUAUUUUUAUAAAUAUUGAAUUUUCUGGUGGCGUCUCCGGUAUCGCAGUUCGUCGCGAUCUCUCCAGACGGUGGCCGGAAUAGGAUUGAUUUUUUCUUUUUUUUUUAGGCGGGAAUUGCUUUUCUUUUUUCUGAACGAAGAUGGUGAGCUCUAUGGUGGACAAAGCAACCAGCAGCAUGCUGAUCGGGCCUGAUUGGGCUAGGAAUCUUGAGAUCUGCGACAUGCUGUGUCGCGACCCUGUGCAAGCGAAAGAUGUUAUGAGAGGCAUAAAAAAGCGGCUUGGAAAUAAAAAUCCUAAAGUUCAACUUCUUACACUAACUCUACUAGAGACUAUUGUAAAAAACUGUGGGGACAUUGUCCAUAUGCAUGUUGCAGAGAGAGAUGUUCUCAGUGAUAUGAUUAAAAUGGCCAGGAAAAAGCCUGAUUUUCAUGUCAAAGAAAAGAUAUUGGCUCUGAUUGACACUUGGCAAGAGGCUUAUGGUGCAAAUUCAAGAUAUCCACAAUAUCAUGUUGCAUACCAAGAGUUAUUGCGUGCCGGGGCAGUAUUCCCUGAGAAGAAUGACAGCUCUGCUCCUGUAUUUACUCCUCAAACACAACCUUUGUCUUAUCCCCAAAGUAUUCGCAAUCCUGAUAGGCAAGAGAGAGUAGAGAGAGUUGAGUCUUCUGCAGAGCCCGAUUUCCCAACCCUGAGUGUGACAGAAAUUCAGAACGCACGGGGUAUUGUGGAUGUCCUUUCUGAAAUGAUAAAUGCAUUAGAUCCUGCAAACAAAGAGGGACUUAAGCAGGAGGUGAUUAUUGACUUAGUGGAGCAGUGCCGUGCCUACAAGCAAAGAGUUGUACACCUUGUUAAUUCAACAACGGAUGAAUCACUCUUAUGUCAAGGUUUAGCAUUGAAUGAUGAUUUGCAGUGUAUACUAGCAAAGCAUGAAGCGAUAGCUUCAGGAACUUAUCAAGCAGACAAAUCUAAGCCUGAAGCUGCAAGAGAACUUGUGAAUAGCAAUGGUGGCCUAGUUGAUACCGGGGGCAGCAGCAAACAGUCUGAGGGAAGAUCUACCUCCAGCACAAAUUCUCAAGCCCCUGCAACUAACGGUUCAACUCCUCCGGCACCAGUAAAUCCCAAAAUGGACCUUCUUAGUGGUGAUGACUACAAUAUGCCGAAGGCAGAUGAUUCACUUGCCCUUGUUCCUGUGGGAGAACCACAACAAACUACUCCUGCGUCAUCACAGCAAAUGGCCCUCGUUCUCUUUGAUAUGUUUCCUAACAGCAACAACACUUCUAAUUCUGUAAACACCCAAUCUUCAGGUUUGUCCGGACAACUAUAUCCUUUGGCUCCUCAAAUUCAGCAGCAGAACAUUUUGGCUCCUCAAAUUCAGCAGCAGAAUGGAAAUGCACCAAACAUCAGGUUUCCUCGAUAUGAGCAAUCAUUUGCUCAGGGCACAGGUCCUGCCUGGAACAAUCAGCUGGUUCAGCAGCAGCAGCAACAACAGUCCCCGUCACCCGUCUAUGGUGCCCCAAGUAGUAGCUCACUACCACCACCACCCUGGGAAGCAUCAGGGGCAGACCCUGGCCCAGUCACAGUUCCUCAGUAUCCCCAGCCACUGGUUACUCAAGUUGCUGCAACACACGGCCAACCUCCCUUAGGACCUCAACCUAUGGGAAGCGAACAAGUGGUGGGUAUAUACAUUCAGCCAAUCACAACUAGUCAUUUAUCGGCAAUUAAUAUUCAGCAACAGCCUGCUGUUUUCCCUCCCCAACGAGUCCAGGGACCGCAAUAUAAUAUCGGUGUUUUCCCUCCCCAACGAGUCCAGGGACCGCAAUAUAAUAUCGGCAUGGUUCCACCACAAAUGGCAGUAGUUCCCCAGGCAAUGGCUCCAGCGUAUCCUCCUCAACAAAUGUAUGGUGGCCACCAAACAGUACCAUAUUCCAGCGGUUAUGGUCAACAACAACAAUAUCUUGAUCAACAAAUGUAUGGGCUAUCCAUCAGAGACGACAAUGGUUCCACUUCAUCUUACAACCCACCAACCAGGCCUUCAAAACCAGAGGAUAGGCUAUUUGGAGACCUGGUUGACAUGGCCAAAAUUAAAUCAACAAAAACCAAUCCCGCAAGACCUCGUACUGGUAGUAUGUGAAUCUUCAAAUUUUUUUUUUGUUACAUAUUUUUUGGUGACUAAGUUGUAUACCUUUUUCUUGAAUAUAUAUAUAUAUUUUACAUUUCUAUUAUAUAUAUGUAUAUAUUUGGUUUUCUUCUUUUAUGACAAAUAUUAAUUUUAUUGUGAUUUAAUGUAUAUGAUGAAAUUCUUUUCCAA
Gossypium raimondii (Peruvian cotton) is the source of this 2420-nucleotide messenger RNA. Its product is annotated as TOM1-like protein 9. The record is from RefSeq and is a predicted model, not a curated record. NCBI's taxonomy places the organism in Eukaryota, Viridiplantae, Streptophyta, Magnoliopsida, Malvales, Malvaceae. Gene Ontology annotation, biological process: protein transport to vacuole involved in ubiquitin-dependent protein catabolic process via the multivesicular body sorting pathway. Gene Ontology annotation, molecular function: ubiquitin binding; phosphatidylinositol binding. The transcript is spliced from 10 exons. Bases 255 to 2243 code for a protein of 662 amino acids.